Hypoxylon trugodes is the source of this 1053-nucleotide messenger RNA. RefSeq lists its product as uncharacterized. Bases 1 to 1053 code for a protein of 350 amino acids. Lineage: Eukaryota; Fungi; Ascomycota; Sordariomycetes; Xylariales; Hypoxylaceae. The record is from RefSeq and is a predicted model, not a curated record. The transcript has a single exon.
AUGCAACCAAAUUUAAAAGAAAUCCCGAUGGAAAAUGUACCCAUAGAGGUACCUUCAUACACAUGGGACAGCCCAGAGUCUUUGAAUUGGGAUGAUACCCGAUUAACUUGGAGUGAUGAUGAUCCGAACCUGCCAGCUUUUAACUGGGACGCCCUUAAUACUCCUCAAAUCAAUUCUGUCACUGGCUUGUCUGAUCCCUUCAUAGACUCCAUUUCCUGGCAUUCUGUUAAGCAAGAUGAUGGGAAAAUUUCUACUAGCGAUGCAGCACUACAGUUAGCAUCGACCAACUUGUUGGGGCAGCUCCAUGGACUCAGUCACAAUCUCAAUGCCACUCAGCCGCCAGACAAUCAUGAGAGGCCUGACGAAGGCCACCCCAAAAUGACACUCGAAGAGAAUGCACCGGAAAUUGUCAUCAUGCGACUUUCGCAACUAAGUAUGCGCCUGUCUCGUUUACAAUACGAUCGAACCCCCUAUUCGAGUUCCAGACCAUCAUUCCAAAAAUUCAGCGAAACACUACAUCACAUCUCUUCUGCUUCGGACGAACUACUCAAUAUUAUAAAUUAUUUCAAAAUCAACGUUACCCCACAUACACCUAAAUUUGCCUCCUCCGUUUCUACACCAUCUUCAAUGGACCUCUAUGAAGGAAAUUCAUAUUUCGGGCCACAACAAAGGUCAUACAGCCCCACUAGCCAAUCGAACUAUGAUCCUCCCAGAAGGGUUAUCUGCCAUCUCGUCAUCGUCUGCCAUACAUUACUCUUCAACAUUUACGAAGCAGUGCUCAACAGACUGGAAUCCCAAGCAUCCAACAUGACGACGCCAAACGAUAUCCAACUCGUUUCAACCGCGCAAUUAUGCUCAAACAUGAUUGAGAACCAACACAAUGCCGUGGAUUCGUUUCUAUCGAGCCAUACUUCAUCACAAGAGUUCGAUAUUCCCGGUUCACCACCUUUAGCUGUACUUAUGUUAGUUACGGCGUUUAGAGAGGUGAUGAAGGAACAGAGAAUAAAGGUACAACAACGAAUCAUCCAGUUGCAGAAGACGCUGUGCGUAUGA